Molecule: messenger RNA, 2247 nt
Organism: Corapipo altera (White-ruffed manakin)
Lineage: Eukaryota; Metazoa; Chordata; Aves; Passeriformes; Pipridae
Gene: SCAF1
Product: SR-related CTD associated factor 1
Exons: 2
Molecular function (GO): RNA polymerase II C-terminal domain binding
Source: RefSeq, a predicted model, not a curated record
GGCGGCGCCUCCUCCUCGUCGCCCAAGGAGGCCGAAGGGCGGCAGGACCAGAAGUACGACCCCUUCGACCCCACCGGCUCCAACCCCAGCUCGUCCCGCUCCAGCCCCAGCCCCGGCGAGGAGGAGGAGGAGGAGGAGGAGGACGAAGAGGAAGAGGAGGAAGAGGAGGAAGAGGAGGAGGAGGAGGAGGAGGAGGAGGAGGAGGAGGAGGCGUCGGCGCUGCCGGACGUGUCGCAGAGCAUCAGCCGCAUCUCGGAGACCUUGGCCGGCAUCUACGACGACAACUCGCUGAGCCAGGACUGCGAGAAGGACCCCGAGCCCCCCAAAACGCCCCCCAACCCGCCCGGCGCCGACUCCACCCUCCCCGAGGACGAGGAGGACGAGGAAGACGACGAGGAGGAGGAGGAGGAGGAGGAGGAUGAGGAGGAGGAGCAGGACGAAGGCUCGUCGUCGCCCGCCGCGCCGGAGCCGCGGCGCCGCGUCUUCGUGGUGGGGCUGGGGGCCUCCGAGAGCGAGGCCCACGCCAAGUUCGAGGGCAAGCUGUCGCUGGAGGUGGUGACCCCCGGCAACCCCAAAGCCCCCCCGGGCCAGGGGGCGCCCCCGGCCCCCCAACCCCGCGGCGGUGGCGGCGGCGCCGGAGCCGCCCCCAAAGCGCCGGGACGGCACCGCGGGCGCCGCGACUGGGCCGCGCCGGGCGACUCGGAGGUGGAGGAGGGCGAGAUCGUGCAGGCCGAGGAGGAGCAGCCCUUCAGCCCCCUGCGCCUCUUCCGGCCCUCGGCCAACGCCGCCGGAGCCGCCGGCGGCGGCACCCGCGGGAGACCCCCGGAACCGUCGCGGCCGCCGCGGCUGCCCGAGGGCGGCGACGAUUUCCUGUCGCUGCACGCCGACUCCGACGAGGAGGCCGAUUUCGGCGCCGAGGCCCAGCCCGACCCGCGCUGGAAGAGCGGCUCCGGCGGCUCCGGCGGCUCCGGCUCCGACCUGCGGCGCAAGAUCCUGAGCCAGCGGCGCCUGCGGGCGCCGCCGUCGCCGCCGCGCUCGCCCUCGGCCGCCUCCCGCAAGAAGCCCAAGCGCUCCCGCGAGCGCGGCUCCGGCGGCUCCUCCUCGUCGUGGGGGGCGUCCAAAAAACCCCCCGAGCCUCCCGCUGCCUCCACCUCCACCACGGCCGCCCCCUCCUCCUCGAAGUCCAAGGAGCGUCACCGUCGGCGCCGCGGCUCCCGCUCCCGCUCCCGCCGGCGCUCGUGGUCGUCGCGGCGCUCGCGCUCGCGGGGGGAGAAGCGUCGGCGGCGCCGGCGCUCGGGCAGCUCCGGGGGCCGCUCGCGGGGCCGCAAGGACAAGGACAAGCGGCGGGGGGACAAGAAGAAGAAGAAGCAGCAGCAGCAGCGGCGCCGCCGCUCGCGCUCCCGGGAGCGCCGCGGGUCGCGCCGCGACGCCGAGGCCGACAAGGGCGGAGGGUCGAGAGGAGGAGGAGGAGGAGGAGGAGGAGGAAGCAGCGGGAGCCGCCGCCGGGAGCCGCGGGCCGUGGUGCCGCCGUCGGUGCAGGAGCUCAACGACUCGGACCUGUUCGCCAUCAAGAGAACCAUCACGGUGAGCCGGCGCGCCGCCGACAGCCCCGAGCCCAAGCGGGAGGUGCUCUACGACUCCGAGGGGCUCAGCUUCGAGGGCUUCUCCGACCGCGAACCCGCCGACGUCCCCCAGCUCCCGCCGGCCCCGCCGCCGGCGCCGCCGCGCCGCGGAGGGGACAAGAGGGGGGACAAGGAGCGCAAACGGGGCCGCCCCGACGACAGGGCGGCCGGGAGCAGGGACAAGCACAAGAAGAAGUUCAAGGAGGAGCUGGUGGAGGGAGGGAAAUCCAAGGAGAAGCCGCGGGAGAAGGGCGCCCGCAAGGCCAAGGCGGCGCCGGCCAAGGAGGCGACGCCGGCGGCGCCGGGACCCCCCAAGGCGGCGGCGACGACGACGAGGAAGGUGAAGCUGCAGUCCAAGGUGUCCGUGCUCAUCCGGGAGGGCGUCAGCUCCACCACCGCCCCCGGCAAGGAGCCGGGAGGAGCGGGAAGCGGAGGAGGAACCGGAGGAGCGGGAAGCGGCAUCGGCGUCAAGUUCGCCCGCGACGCCGAGAGCCGAGCGCCCUUCCUCAAGGCCGGGGGGGGGCUCCUCAAGGCCGGGGGGGGGGCCCCCAAGGGGGGGGGGGGCACCCCCAAACCCGACGGAGACGCCGCCGUCGCCACCAAACCCCCCCGCAAGGCCAAGCCC